GGGGCCUGAGCCGCUAAGAUGGCGGCGGCGGGGGCUGCUGCGGGCCGCGCGGGGCCCGGGAUUCUGGGGCCGGGGACCGAGUAGCGCCCUCCUCGGCCCCCGCGCGUUCUGCUCGCGGGGCGCCUUGGGGAGCGGCGGCCACAGCCCCCACCCGGGCCCUCGGUCUGCCCUCCCGGCGCGUCCAUGAACUCGGUGUCGCCGGCCGCCGCGCAGUACCGGAGCGGGAGCCCGGAGGACGCGCGCCGGCCCGAGGCCCGCAGGCCGCGGGGCCCCCGAGUCCCGGACCCCAACGGCCUCGGGCCCUCUGGAGCCAGCGGCCCCGCUCUUGGUUCGCCCGGCGUCGCCCCCGGUGAGCCUGACGAAGUGGACAAGUUCAAAGCCAAGUUCCUGACAGCCUGGAACAACGUCAAGUACGGUUGGGCAGUUAAAAGCCGGACGAGCUUUAGCAAGAUCUCCAGCAUCCACCUCUGUGGCCGUCGCUACCGAUUCGAGAGCGAGGGUGACAUCCAGCGUUUCCAGCGGGACUUUGUGUCCCGCCUGUGGUUCACAUACCGCAGGGACUUCCCGCCCCUCCCUGGGGGCUGCCUGACCUCAGACUGCGGCUGGGGAUGCAUGUUACGCAGUGGGCAGAUGAUGCUGGCGCAGGGCUUGCUGCUGCAUUUCCUGCCCCGAGACUGGACAUGGGCCGAGGGCACAGGCCUGGGUCCCCCUGAGGUGUCGGGCUUGGCCUCUCCCAGCCGGUACCAUGGGCCUGCCCAUUGGAUGACCCCAUGCUGGGCCCAGGGCACCCCUGAACUGGAGCAGGAACGCCGGCACCGGCAGAUUGUGUCCUGGUUCGCCGACCACCCCCGGGCUCCCUUCAGCCUACACCGGCUAGUGGAGCUUGGGCAGAGCUCAGGCAAGAAGGCGGGUGACUGGUAUGGGCCAUCGCUGGUGGCGCACAUCCUCAGGAAAGCUGUGGAGAGCUGCUCCGAGGUCACCCGCCUCAUGGUGUAUGUUUCUCAGGACUGCACAGUGUACAAGGCAGAUGUGGCACGCCUGGUGGCCAGACCAGACCCUGCAGCCGAGUGGAAGUCUGUGGUCAUCCUGGUGCCCAUGCGACUGGGUGGCGAGACUCUCAACCCCGUGUAUGUGCCCUGCGUGAAGGAGCUCCUGCGUUCGGAGCUGUGCCUGGGCAUCAUGGGUGGGAAACCACGGCACUCGCUGUACUUCAUCGGCUACCAAGAUGACUUCCUGCUCUACCUGGACCCCCACUACUGCCAGCCCACUGUGGAUGUCAGCCAGGCUGACUUCCCCUUAGAGUCCUUCCACUGCACCUCACCCCGCAAGAUGGCCUUCGCCAAGAUGGACCCGAGCUGUACUGUGGGCUUCUAUGCUGGAGGCAGGAAGGAGUUUGAGACACUCUGCUCAGAGCUGACCAGGGUCCUCAGCUCCUCCUCCGCCACCGAGCGGUACCCCAUGUUCACCUUGGCCGAAGGCCACGCUCAGGACCACAGCCUGGAUGACCUCUGUUCCCAGCUCUCCCAGCCGACGCUGCGGCUCCCUCGCUCAGGGCGGCUCCUCAAGGCCAAACGCCCAAGCUCCGAGGACUUCGUGUUUUUAUAAAAGGAGGGGAUUGGGGGGAAGAUGCAUCACUAUUUAUUUUUUUAUUUAUGUCAAGGCGGGUGUGGGCACUUGAACUCUGGCAGUGAUGGGAUUUCCUGUUCUCAGCCCCCAACAAGCCCAGCUGCAACGAGUCUAGGAGACCACUAGGCUGGGGCUAUUCAGCCAGGGACAGUGCCCAUGCCCCUGCCUCCCACCAGCCAGGCCCUCCUGGCAGGGAAGAGAGGGAGGGUGGACCCCCGGGCACCCACUCAGGGCCUGACUCAAGUACUGUAGUUUGCACUGGACCGCCUGGGCCUCUGGCUGGUCCUGAAGCCCCUGUCCCAGGGGAACUGUGGCCACCGGGGUCUAAUAAAGCUGUUUGACUUGAA
Messenger RNA from Lemur catta (Ring-tailed lemur), 1973 nucleotides. It is a transcript of the gene ATG4D, whose product is annotated as autophagy related 4D cysteine peptidase. The coding region runs from base 184 to 1605 and encodes 473 amino acids. The transcript is spliced from 10 exons. Gene Ontology annotation, molecular function: protein-phosphatidylethanolamide deconjugating activity. Lineage: Eukaryota; Metazoa; Chordata; Mammalia; Primates; Lemuridae. The record is from RefSeq and is a predicted model, not a curated record.